AUGGAUGAUAAUGAUAAUCAUGAGGCGCUGCUCAGUUCUCCACUGCUGACAAACAAGCCUAUCUGUCCGAGAUUGGUCACCAAAGAUGGUCGCAGUAUUUUACGUCAAGUUGGAGUGCCACACCAUUACCAGUCCAUUUAUAAAAAUUGGUUCCAUCUCGUGAUCGAGUGCUCAUGGCAUGUAAUUUUAUGUGUUUUCGCCAGUGGAUUUAUUCUCUCCUGGAUCACUUUUGCAUUAAUUUAUUACACUUCUAAUGUUUUAUCCAGUGAAAGUCAUAAAAAAGUCGAGAAUGAACGUUGCAUCGCAAACGUUUACGAUCUCAAAAGCGCUUUUUUAUUCAGUUUGGAAACACAGCACACAAUUGGUUACGGAUUCCGAUAUAUGACAGAUACUUGUCUACCAAUGCUGUUUGUGUUGUCACUGCAGUGUGUGGCAGGUGUUUUUUUGCAGACACUAUUAGGCGGAAUUGUAAUUGCUAAAGUUUUACGUCCGAAAAAACGAAAACAGGCAUUGAGAUUUUCUCAGGUAGCUGUGAUAGGACCGAUAAAUGAAACAGAUAGAAGGCCUGCUUUAAUGAUACGAGUGGCGGACGUUCAAAAUAAUUUAUACAUCGCUGAACCACAUGUUCGAUUAUACAUGGCGAUUUCAAGGAUAAAUAAAAAAGGUGAACGGGAAUUGGCUGACUUCAAAGAUAUGAACGUUGGUUACGAUAAUGGCUGGGAUCGUCAAAGUCCAUUAUUUGCAAUAACGCCUGAUUCCUUGCAUAGUGCUCAUUUUGAGUUGAUUCUGAUUGUUGAAGGAAUUGUAGAAGCUACUGGCAUGACAUUUCAAGCGAGAACUUCAUUUUUGGCAAAUGAAAUACUUUGGGGAUACAGAUUCUGUCCGAUGGUAGUGUUAAACGAAAAAAUUGGCAGGUACGAAAUACGUUACAAACUAUUUGAUGAAACAGAAUCUAUCGAUGAAAUUAACUUCAAGAUGAUUGAUAUGAAUAGUGAAAAUGAAUAUGGUUCAUCACAGAACAUAUCUGGUUUCAUCUGA
Messenger RNA from Thelazia callipaeda (thelaziosis nematode), 1038 nucleotides. Lineage: Eukaryota; Metazoa; Nematoda; Chromadorea; Rhabditida; Thelaziidae. The record is from the annotation of a GenBank genome assembly.